Anarrhichthys ocellatus (wolf-eel) is the source of this 4010-nucleotide messenger RNA. Its product is annotated as major intrinsically disordered Notch2-binding receptor 1-like. NCBI's taxonomy places the organism in Eukaryota, Metazoa, Chordata, Actinopteri, Perciformes, Anarhichadidae. Gene Ontology annotation, biological process: negative regulation of TOR signaling; negative regulation of cell population proliferation. The transcript is spliced from 3 exons. The coding region runs from base 1 to 2406 and encodes 801 amino acids. Gene Ontology annotation, cellular component: plasma membrane. The record is from RefSeq and is a predicted model, not a curated record.
AUGGCUAACCUGCAGCAGGAAUACCCUGAGGUCCUUCUGGGGAUCCUGGAGGAACUGGCCAAUAUGCGCCAAUGGCUGACCUUCCAGGAUCUUUGUCGUAUGGUCAGCACCCGCUUUGACCUGGAGCACCUUAUCGAGCUCAGGAGUCUGCUGUUUGCUGCUGCCAGCCAGGACCCCUGUUUCCCAGCUACUCUCUUCAGAGAUCGUGUUUCCACAAGAGGCCAGGGGCUUUCACCCAUAGGCGUCGCUGCUGACAUUGUAACUAUCUUCAAUCUUAUUCAGAUGACGGGUGGCUCCCCUGAUGACAGCCAACCAAUCAGAGCGCAGAUGGUCCUCCCCAUCGACCAAUCCCCUUGCCCCAGUCUGCCUGGAAUACACCAACUAAACAGUUCUGGUCGAGAAAGAGCCCGAGCCCACUCUGACUCCAGUGGCUGGCCUAUCGAUCAGCACUUUCUGUUUCCGAGAUCUAAUUACUCUGCCCACAAGCGAGCAAGUCUUCCCCCCGAUCCCAUCUCACUUGUGUCCUCCCCUCCAAUCAGGGCGAGGGCUGUCUCUUUCGACUUGCCUCACACCACACUUUUGUACCCUAGUGGCCAAAUCCCCAACGAGGUCAUGAAGAAUAUCUACCUGCCUUUGGAGACGGACAGUGAGUCUAGUGGAGAUUCUGUGCCCAUGGAGGUGUUUGAAGAUGAACAGGGAUCGUCUGUCGACCAGAAGAGAAACAUCUUUAAGAAGGACUUUCAUAACCAGCCACCUCUAAUACCCCAGUUGACUGUUAACAGUGAGUCUCCCAGUCCUAACAAGGUUCAAAAAGGCUUCGACAAUCACAGCUUUGAAACCAUCCCGAAUCCUUACCCAUCACCAGCAGCAGUCAACCAAUCGCCAGAGCCAGAGCAGAGGGCUAAACACGAGAGCCUUAAUGAUCUACAGGACUCAACUUACUUCGGGCCGCGGCCAGUCCCAGAGUGGUCCCCCCGGCACCUUCAACCUCCGAGGACCAAGAGGCCCAUCUGGAGCAACAAGAGUCACAGUCUAGAGGACCGGAUAGGCCUGGGCAGCAUUGGAAUGGGGAUGGAAUCACAAGGGGGGCAAUUUCCAAGACGAUCAACCCCUGCUAUCAGCAGAUUGGGGGGGUCCAUAGGAGGCGAGAUUGGGGAUAGUGGAGGCAAUGGAGUCAAAGCUCAAGGAACCCAGACAGACCCACCAGACACCCGGUGCCUCCGUAGCCUUGUCCACGCUGACCGCUUCUCCUUCAUGACCUCAUUAGACGACCCUGACAUUGGUGAGGAUGACAUCAGUGCCAUCUUUCGUUUCUUAGAUGACAUAAGCAUGUGUGGUUCCACGGGAGUCUUGCACCCCAGCGAUGGAUCAGGGGCCAUUAACCAGGACAGCCACGAGGCCAGACGUGGCCGCCUAGGUCAACUCCAAAGGCUUUUCCACUCUCUGGAAAGCAGUGAUGAUGGGCUCAAGGCCGGCGUCUGUAAGCUGCUGCUCCGUAUGAGCCAGAUAGAAAGACAACUGGAUUCACUGAAUGAUGUAAAGGCUGAGAUUUCCCAGGUACUGUCUGCUCUGCAGCGGCUGGAUGAAAAGAUCCAGCAGCCUAUCAGCGUUGAUGGACAAGGCACCGGUGGGCGAUGGCUGGAGCCUCUCAGCGGUGUCUCCUCUUUCAUGAGCCACCCUAUAACCCCUUCUGAGUCAUCAGAGCCUCAGCCUCUGUCUGUGUCUGAGCAUCUGUUUCCAGGGACCAGCACUAGUAGUCUGGACUGGAACCGGUGGAAUACUUCCGUGGAGCAACCAGAAAGCAUUAACGGUCAGGCUGAUUCAAAGGGGGGGAAAGAAGGGAAGAAGGAUGCAUCAUCUCGUCGUGCCUCCAAAACCCAGCUUGAAGAGAAAAAUCUGUCUGAUUCGAAACAGCUGAAUGUUUCUAAUUCUGCAAGAGACUGGAAAGUGUCAUUCUCCAAAAGUAAAGGUGGCAAAUCUUCACAUGAAAAGGCAGAUCAGUCUGACAGCACGACUAACCUAAUCUCCAAAAAGUCCUCCAGCCUGGUGGAACAAGUGUUUAACUCGUCCCUGUUCCGCCACAAAGACAGCAGUCUGACUGGUGGGCUUAACUCUGGGAAGAUCCUGGACCCCAGACUGUCUGAGGGGAGGGGAAGGCCCAUAUGGACUGUAGACCACAGAGAGGCACGAAUCUCCCCUUUGGAUUUACAGACCCAGGAGUCUCUGAAUCCCAACAACAUGGAGUUCUGGAUGGAUGACAUUUACACUCCAGGCUAUGAUGCUCUACUCAGGCGUAAAGAGGCUGACCUCCGCCGGGCCAAGGUCUGCAAGCUGCUUGCACUCAUUGCGUCUGCAGUGGUUAUUAUUCUCAUCAUUGUCAUUCCCAUUUGCACCAUAAGGACAUGAAGACCUUUACAGCCCACAUUGUUGCCUGCCAGAUAUGUGCUGUAUAGGAGCUUGCACGCCAUUCUCAUGGAGAUAAGUUGCUGACUGACACUAAGACUAUAAAGCUGGAUUGGCGAUCAGUUAACAUUCAGUAACUCCUUAGAGUUCUCUGCAUGCAGCACCAUUAUUUAUGACUUCGGAAAAACAGGAAGAUUCGAACUGUAUCUUACUGUAGCUUACUCCCUUGUGCAGUCACAACACAUUGUAAAUAAUCUCCCAUGUUACAUUUUUUCCCCCUUAAAUGAUUUUUGUUCUUAAUCAUUUCAGAUGGCUGCAAAAGGAAGCAUUUAAGUAUGAAUGUUUUACAUAAUUGUCAAAUAUCUCUGAGAGGAUAUGUUAAAACUAGUAAUACUGAGCCAAUGCAAAUUGUCAGUUUCUUUUUCGUCUCAUUUUGCCUGCUCUUUCUGAGUAACAACACUUUUACAAAUGCAUUGUGAAUCUGCUUCAGCCUUGAGCACUGCCUGACUUUUUUGCCACCUCAGGGCUUAUUCCCCUUCUAUGUAAGAAAAGAGUUUCAUCACUACAUAAGAGUUUUACAUCCUCUGUUCAUAAAUAGUAAUGGAUUCUCUCGACAGGAGCGUUUCUGCUUUCUUUUAGGUUGAAUACUCUUGUCCUUUCCUUACACAACAAAAUAUAGUGCUCAAACAAGUUUAAGUCAAUUCAAAAUAAUAUUUUUAUAAAGUUCCUCCUACUUAAUCCACUCAUGGAUGUGUUUGCGUUGGAGUGUUUACCAAGUUUCAGGUUUCAAAACCCGGAAGGUAAAAAAAAUGUGUUGUUGUUGAAGCAGUGAAGGAAAGAGGGAGCCUUUUCCAGUAAACACUCUCUGAGUGGGAGAUUCCACUUGUAAUUCAAUUGAUGGGAUGUUUGAAGUGCACCUAUGCACAUUAUCCUAUCACUAUACUCACUUGGCCAGAGCUCUUCCACAUACCUGCAGGCUCACUUAGCACCAACAGAUUAUUCUGGCGUCCUUUUAACAGUUGAUGAAAAUAGUCUUGCUAGUUGUGUGACAUUCCAUUUUGUAAAAAGCAUCCUGUUAACUCGGUAGACAUUAUAUUAAAAUCGACUCUUGGUGCCAGACUGUGGGGGGGUUGACACAAAAUCAUGCACACUUUUAAAAUAUGAUUAAAUUCAACCUAAUAUGUCCACUGUAAAAAACUACAUUUGCAGAGUUUGUAAUGUAAGGCUGUAAUGCAAUACAAUGUGCAUUAUAGAGUGGUCACAAUAAGAGGCACACUUCACAAUACUGUACGUGUAAUCUAUUACAAUUCUAUCUGUCAUCAAAUAGUGAAAUUCAACACCGACACUAUCUCAAUAAUAAAAAGGGCAAAUGUAUUGGAUUGUAUCAUGUUUUCUAGGUGUUGAUGUUCUACUUUCUUAGAUAUGGAUGAUUUUGUUUCUGUUGAACAAUAGAUAAGCACUUUUUCCCUUGAUACACCAAAGUGGACAGAAACUAACGUGCAUUAAAAUGCUUGUUUUCUUUACCUGUAUCCAGACCCUUACACUUUGCUUUGCUUUGUGUGCACAGCUAUGCAAAGGAUGUAUAGAUGAUGUGUUCUGCUAGCACG